Molecule: messenger RNA, 1446 nt
Organism: Solanum dulcamara
Lineage: Eukaryota; Viridiplantae; Streptophyta; Magnoliopsida; Solanales; Solanaceae
Exons: 1
Coding region: 176-1033 (285 amino acids)
Biological process (GO): membrane assembly; plasma membrane organization; phospholipid homeostasis
Cellular component (GO): plasma membrane
Source: RefSeq, a predicted model, not a curated record
UACAACAGAUUACGUAUGGUAUUGUAAAUCCCAAUGGAAAGACGAAUAUGAAUUGACGAUACUCAUCUCUCCACGCCUCUGUUUCUUGCUUUUCUGCGAAUAUAGUAGAAAGAAGAAGAAGAAGAACCCAAAACAAAAGAUUGAGACAAAUUAAGCAUCAAAUUCGAGAGAACCCAUGGCUAUGAGAAGUGUGUUUAACCAAGAAACCAAAACGGGGGCAUUUUUCAUGGCCACACUGCUCAUCUGGGUUUUCUCAGUUUUGUGGGAAAUGCUAAUCAACAAGCGGACGGAACUGUUUCCAAUCGUUUUGGGUUUCAUAUUCUACCAAUCGGCCAAUUGGGUCAUCCCCAAAUUGCUGCGAAAUGACGAUCCCCUCUUUGUCAACACCUGUGUAUCUCUCCUCCAUUCAUCCACUACAUCGGCUUCAGUGCUCUUCGUUUUAGUCAAUCAGUGGAUGAUUUCAAAUGAGGUAAACGUAAAUCAGAUGUUUGAACACUCACAGCUUGUUGAACAUACAUGGCCAUGGGCAUUUACAGCCUUAUGCUUUUCAUGUGGUUAUUUUGCUUAUGAUCAAUUGGAUAUGCUUCUACAUCGAUUGUACAGCGGAUGGAUUCCUUCGAUCCUAUUGCAUCAUUUCUUACUCCUUAUUUGCUUCACACUUGCCUUGUAUCGAAAUGUCACAAUCAAUUAUCUCAUUCUUACUCUCGUUUGUGAGCUGCAUUCUGUGUUUCUGCAUCUGCGUAAAGUGCGGAGAAUGGAGGGUUUUCGUGAUUGCAAUGGCUGUAUUUUUGUUAAAGUGGAAUGGGUUCUGAACUGGACAACUUUUGUUCUAGCAAGAGUUGUGUCUCAUCUUCUCAUUACUGUCAAGCUGAUAAUAGAUGCUUCUAAGUUUGAUAAGGGUGGUGUGGAGCUCCCCGUUGCCCUUUUCGGUAUGGCUGGUAUGAAUUUGCUUAAUACUUUCUUAGGAAUUGAUCUCUUUAAAGCUUACAGGAGAGAGAUGAAUCCUCAGAGGAAGAUUGAUGAUUCCAGUUGAUAGCACACCAAGUUGGCUCUCAUAGUAUACUAAAAUGGAUAGCACACCAAGUUGGCUCUCAUAGUAUACUAAAAUGGAUAGCACACCAAGUUGGCUCUCAUAGUAUACUAAAAUGGAUAGCACACCAGUUGGCUCUCAUAGUAUACUAAAAUGGAUAUUUGAAGGAAUUGGACUAAGGCCCCGGAUAAUUAAAGAAGUUUCGAUGUCUUGAUCAAGAACCCUCCCUAUAAUGUAGUGUGUAUUAGCAACUUUGAACCAAGUAUAAAUAGGAUAUUAGGUCUUUCUUUUACGCGUUUUUUAGGAAGGUGAAAGAUGAAGACACUUUGUGAGUUAGGGGUAUCCCCGAACCUCUCCAAUUGAUUUGUAUCUUGUAUUUGAAUGUUAAUCUAAUUAGUUACAAGUUUAGUUUUUUA